GUACGUUUGCAUUUUUGCACCAACGCUUCGAAAUCUGCUUGGUCGUGGAUGGCGGCCACGCAGCGCUGCCCACAAUGCAGGGCUUUGCUGCACCUCAAGGCUAUGGCAUGCCCGGCAUGCCUGGCAUGCAGGGAUACGCGCCCCAGAUGGCGAGUAUGGGCCCCAUGGCUCCAAUGGGCCGCCCGAUGGCCCCGAUGGGCCAAAUGGGCGGGCAGAUGGCCCCGAUGGGCAUGCAACCCAUGAGUCAAAUGCACGGCGCACCUAUGCAGGCGAAUCAGUGCCAGCAAAUGCAAAUGCAGCAGAUGCACCAACAGCAGAUGCAGCAGCAAUUGCAGCAACAGAUGCAGCAGCAGCAGAUGCAGCAGCAUUUGCAGCAACAGCAGCAAAUGCAACAGAUUCAGUUGCAGCAGCAGCAGUUGCAGCAACAGCAAUUGGAGCAAAUGCAAAUGCAACAAAUGGCGCAGGCCAACACAAUGCAGAUCAUGCAGCAGAUGCAGGCGCCAUGGCCGAUGCCGCAGUCAGACACCGUGAUCCCCGGGCAACUCGCACUGCCAUCCACGGCAUCCACGGAGCCAGAGCCCGCUGCGCCGCCGGCUGCGGCUGCGCCGGCGCCGGCUGACGCGAAGCCGAAGUCCGUGGAUGAAGCGUUGAUCAAGGCAUUGGAUGCGCAGGUGGCAGAUCCGGCAAGCUCGCAGCCAAGUCAGCCGCCACCACCGGAGAUCUCAGAAAAACCGAUGCCAGAAGCGCCACCGAAAGACACCCCAGUGAACGGUGCAGUGCCACCGCCGCCACCACCAGUGGCCCCACAAGCGCAACAAGCGCAACAAGCGCAAGUUGCAGGGCAGGCACCACAAGCGCUGCAAGCAGCUCCACCGGCACCAGUAUCAUUGGCCCAAGCAGCACAACAAUCGCAAGUUCCUGCCCAGCCAAUGCCACAAGCAUCGAUGCACAUGGCCCCGCCACCAGUAUCAACCGCCCCAGCACAAGCACAACAAGCGCCAGUCGCUACACAACAAGCGCAACUUGCGGCACAACAAGCGGCACAACAAUUACAACAACCACAAGUUGCCACACAACAAGCACAGCCAGCGCAACAAGCGCAACAAGCACAAGUUGCAUCACAACAAUUGCCACAAACAGCCCCACCAUCAACAGCCCAAGCACCAGCCCUGCAACCUGCCGCUCCACGGGAGUCAGGGCAAAGCGUGACACCUUCGCCAGCAGAGGUCAUAAGCAAUGGGACUCCAGCGGUUCCAACGAUUCCAGAGCCAGUGAAAGCAGUUGUUCCACCUUGGCAGCAGUCUUUGCCUCCGCCACCGCCACCAAAGGUAAAGACACCUCAGCCAACUCCGGAAUUGCCGGAGAAGGCGAAGGGUUUGCUGACGGCCGAGGAAAUUGAGGAGGUGAUCACUAAGCUGCAAAAGGCCCGGAUAGAACUAGAUCAGGUCGCUACCCAGGCCUUAGCGACUCUGUCUCCCGACCGCGCUUUGGCUCUGCUGCAUUACGUAGCAGACAACCAUUCUGUGGUGGGCGAUGCCUCGCAAUAUGUCGCUCAGUCGGUCGGGCGAUCGCCAGGAGCUGGGCAGGAUGGGACGGCAGGCGGAAUUGAUGGUGCCACGAUGGAAAGGCUUCUGAGCAAAGCUCAAAGAGUUGGUUUGUCAUUGACCAGUGAAGCUCUUGUGGCUUUGUCAGGCCUUCCGCCACAGCAUGCUGCGGAACUCCUCGAGUUUGUCCUUGAGAAAUCUGGGGAGCUUCCAGAUCCUUCAAGGUAUGUGGUAUCCGUGGUGUCCAGGGGCUUCAAGCCGGGCUCACACCACGUUGAUGUGAAGGUUGGAGGAUGGCAGAAAGUGCAAGAGCUGGGCAUCCAAUUGGAAGAUCAAGCCAGACAGGCACUGGCAAGUCUUCCUCACGAACAUGCUGAGGAACUCCUUGAGUAUGUGUGUGAGCACCACAAGAACUUGAGGAAUCCAUCUGGUUACAUCGUCAGCACCGUGGCUCGCGGCUUUGUCCCACGGGCACGUGGCAAGGGCAAGGGCGCCAAAGGCGAGCCAGGUGAGAAAGGUGGCAGCAAAGGGAAUCACUGGCAUGCUGGAAACAUGAAUCCUAAUCUUACGCCGCUAGACCUGACACCGCUCGAGAGGCGGUGUUUGCAGAUCAACAGCAACUUGCCCGGCCAUCAACGGAUCGACGUCCCAACCUAUCUGAGUUUGCGAUGUUUGCCAGCGUGGCAAGCGGGGGAGGUGCUGGAUCUCUUGGAAGCGCGAGAUCCAUCGGAGGUAGGCAGCAUUUGCAGCUACUUGAAGACUGCGGUCUCGACGAUCCAAGGAAAAAAUCCAGAGUCGAAAGAUGGUGCGAAGCGGCAAAGAAUCGGCUGAAAAAGCAGCCGGCCCCUGGGUACUGGGGGAGGAACAUGG
Molecule: messenger RNA, 2414 nt
Organism: Cladocopium goreaui
Lineage: Eukaryota; Dinophyceae; Suessiales; Symbiodiniaceae
Source: the annotation of a GenBank genome assembly